AUGACUCAAAGCCCAUCUCCCUCCAGUCAGACGGACACUAUGGUGUCCAUUCGACUGGAUGGCCUCAUCGGCAUCCUGCAGAGUCUUUGUCUCGAUGACAGGACAGCAAUAUCAGCUGCGUUGCAGGCCGGCACCAGUCCAAAUGUUACCGAAGGGCCUGUUGCCAGUCUUACAGGUCCUUUGGACAGUGAAGAUUCCACAUCUGCUCCAGAUGAUUUCCCUGCCAUUGUUUCAGCUCAUUCCCCAAUUUCUACUGCUGUGGCUCCUGCCCCCGCCCCAGCCAUAGGACAUGUGCAUGAGCCUGUCAUCAUCCUCAUGCUUAAUGAUGGGGAAGACUCAUCUGACAAUGAGGAUGCUGCUAAUGCAGCUAUGUCCCUCACUGAUAAUUCCACCCUUCAGUAUCACAACGGCACAUACUUCAAUGUGCCCAUUGAUGGGGUCUUCUCAGGAUGGGAUGCUACUGGCCCCAAGGUGCUUGGGGUUUCACGUGCCAUAUAUCACAAGGCAGAAUCUCUUGAGUUUGGUAUUGGGAUUAUGAAGCGCGCCAUAGAAUGUGCUGAAUGGUUCUCGGUGAAGGACCAUGUCACUUUACAAGUCAUCCUGCUUAGCUGUCUUGUUACAAUAUCUGCACAACUAGUUGCUGUUGAUUGA
This is a messenger RNA of Suillus bovinus, 651 nucleotides long. RefSeq lists its product as uncharacterized. Bases 1 to 651 code for a protein of 216 amino acids. The record is from RefSeq and is a predicted model, not a curated record. The transcript has 4 exons. Lineage: Eukaryota; Fungi; Basidiomycota; Agaricomycetes; Boletales; Suillaceae.